AUGGAGAGAUCGCAGGUGGUACACGGAGAUUUGAAGUGCUCCAACGUGUUCGUGGAGCGCACCUGCUGCCCGCGCAGUCUUCCCACGGCCAAGCUCCUGGACUUCGGCCUCUCCAGGGCGCUGACGAUGAGGGCGAAACCGCUGGGGGGGACCCUUCGGUGGGUGGCCCCAGAGGUCCUCCGCGGGAGCAGCCCGGACACGGCGGCCGAUAUGUUCUCUUUCGGCUGCUUGAUAUCUUUCAUCAUCACGGGCAGGCUGCCGGGGAGCGAGGUGUGCCCUGCGCAUCCGCAGACCGACUGGUCGGCGCGGGGCUGGCUCGCCCAGGCAUGCGAGCCGCUCGUGGCGGAGUGCUGCGGCACCGACGCCUCUCGCCGGCCGCGCGCGCAGCAGGUGCACGAGCAGGCCAAUGUCUGGCUGGAGGCGCUGCUGCAGCGCGGGGAGCAGUUGGCGGGCUCCCCCGCCGGCGCCGGCGGAGGGCACGCGCCCGGGCCGCCGGCCGACGCGGCGGCCCUUCGGGCGAGCCGCCUCUCCGAUGUCGCCGGGAGGGCGGCGCAGGAGAUGAGGCUGGUGGUCCCGUCGUGCCGCCGCACGCCCGCGGCCACGGUGGACGGCAUGAUGUGCGACCUCCUGCUGUGCUGCAACUUCGAGAUCCCGGUCCAGGUGUGCUGUCCCUUCCACGCAGCGCUGGCCAAGCUCGCGCGCGCCAUCGCCAAGCGCGUCGACGGCCCCUGCAAGCCUUGGAGCACAGGAGGCACUUCCUGCAGGCAGUGCGCUCGGUGCGGGCUGCUGUGUUGGAGUGAAUCUCGCGAUUUUGAUGAGGGCGUUUCGUGCAACUUCUGUGGCUCAGUGAAUUGGGAGCUCGAUGCUGGCGGCAACAAUUCUUUACCAAGUAUCCCAGAGGCGAGUGCCAAGGACGAGAUGGAGGCAACUCCGCAGCCGCAGGCCAGAGCCAACGACAGGGUGGAGACAACUCCUCGUUCGCAGGCCAGCGACGGGACAGCCUGCGGACUGGCCAUCUAGAAUUGGCGUGCGCUGAUGCUGCUGGAGACCCUGGCAGCACGCCAAGCCGCCAUCAGCGCCCCAGAACCUGACACCAGCACUGAGAUCUUGUUCGAAGAAUACAUAAGAUCCACUCGGUGUAAAAUUGCGGGGAACGUAGGGGAAUCCCAGCAGGAGAGAUGAAGAGCCGUGCGCGGCGAAGAGCGGCAGCGAGCAAAUCCUGC
Messenger RNA from Prorocentrum cordatum, 1223 nucleotides. NCBI's taxonomy places the organism in Eukaryota, Dinophyceae, Prorocentrales, Prorocentraceae. The record is from the annotation of a GenBank genome assembly.